AUGAUCUUUUUACUUACGCUUUCAGUUCAUCUUCGACGACUGCAACAUAUGAAGGUUACCUUCUUUCAGGUAGAAGCCGGAAAAAGCCCACUCGCCAUGUUAGCGAAGACUUGUGAGACCAUCGGUUUACCAGACACACCAUCGAAGAAGAGCAUUUCGGAAAAGAAAGACGACGGCACCAAAAAGGAUGCUGAAAGCCCUACUGAGCGACGAAAGGAGCGAUCACCACGUACAACACCGGCCACGAAUGGCUUACGUGGAGAGGCCACAUCAAGCUCAAGUACAUUUUCGGGGCUUUCGAAGCCUCCUCAGACAACGUUCCCGCCGCUCGGAUUCUCACCUACGCUUCCAUUUCCGUUUCCGUACGCGAUGAUGCCCUAUGCGAUACCAUUUCCGUCGUUUGCUAUGCCGUUCACGAUGGCUCGACCACCGUGUCCGGCGAUGCUGUUGCAAAGACCGUGCGUCACUCCCGGAUGCACGUCCUGCUCUCCUGACAUGUUGAGUUCAUUCGCCACUCAUCCGCUGUUUUCCACCUACUCUUCUAUGCCAUCGGUUUCGAGUUCACCAAUAUUGCCUGGAUCUUAUCAGAACUUUCUGAUUUCGCCAACAACAGUUCCAUCAACUUCAAGCAGUACGACGCCUUCAUCAUCUACUGGAAUGUCGUCUAAAUCAACUAUUUCUCAACAGAAGCACAUAUGUUCAUGGGUGGAAUCGACAGGAAUCUGUGGAAAGCAGUUCGUGUCUGCUGACGACCUUGCACUGCAUGUGAAACAAUUCCAUACACCGUCUCCACCAUCCAGUGCUUCGUCUGCAACCGCUGAUGUCUCGAAAACUCCACAAACUCGACCGAAUUUACCUCGUUAUCAUCCGUACUCUAAACCUAGCCAGCUUCCUAUUUCACCAAUGAUGUCUUUUCCGUCUGCAUUACAAGCAAUGUAUGCUCAACGUUUAAUGACAGGCAUGCCUCAUCCUUAG
This is a messenger RNA of Angiostrongylus costaricensis, 975 nucleotides long. The record is from the annotation of a GenBank genome assembly. Lineage: Eukaryota; Metazoa; Nematoda; Chromadorea; Rhabditida; Metastrongylidae.